Molecule: messenger RNA, 1620 nt
Organism: Venturia canescens
Lineage: Eukaryota; Metazoa; Arthropoda; Insecta; Hymenoptera; Ichneumonidae
Exons: 1
Coding region: 1-1620 (539 amino acids)
Biological process (GO): proteolysis
Molecular function (GO): aspartic-type endopeptidase activity
Source: RefSeq, a predicted model, not a curated record
AUGUUGAUCGACACGGGCGCGGAGAUCACAUUCAUCACUGCUUCUCUCGUGCCGCAACUCAAGCUUCACCGGGAAGCAUCGGUAAUACCGAUCAUCGGGAUCGGCGGGAUGCAUUCGGGCCACACGCGCGGGGUGGUUAGCGUAAAGCUUCGGUCUAUGCACUCAUCGGACAUUGUCUCAAUAAAGGCUCACAUUUUGUCAAAGUUAAUGCCUACUCUCCCUUCAUUUACACCUCCUAACAUCUCACUUUCUCAUCUGCAAGGUCUUCCACUUGCAGACCCGGAAUUUCUCUCACCAGGGUCCAUCGAUUUAAUUCUCGGGGCUGACAUCUAUGGGCAACUCAUUCGGGAGCAGAUCAAGCGGGGGCCUCACGGCACACCGAUUGCACAGAAUACGGUUUUCGGGUGGAUCGUUCUCGGUCCUAUGGACUCUUCUCAACAGUCAGCCGGGUUGGUUCAUCACGCUGCAGUGGACCACGGGUAUCAGGAGCUUCAGGAUCUCCUCACACAGUUUUGGGUACAGGAAGAAGUCUCGGGCUCGGGCGAAUCGCACCUCACUCCUGACGAGCAGGAAUGUGAGACUCAUUUCUUGACGACACACAAACGGGACUCAGACGGGCGGUACGUCGUCAGAUUGCCGGUUAAAUCCGCAUCGGGGACAUUGGGCGGGUCUUUUCACACAGCUUCUUCUUGUCUCCAUCGACUACAAUGCAAACUCAAUCGGGAUUCAAGCUACAAGGGCCUCUACGACACGUUUCUCGGGGAAUACGAAUCAUUGGGGCACAUGACUCGAGUCUCGGGCAAUCACGCCCCUCUCGGGCCUAUUUACUACUUGCCGCACCACGGGGUGCUCACCACAAAGUUACGUGUUGUAUUCAACGGGUCGUGCAAUACAGAUUCGGGAAUUUCGCUUAACGACAUUCUGCACACGGGCGCGAAACUGCAGCGGGAUACUUCGGACGUUCUCUUGUGGGUCAGACGACACCGUUUCGUCUUCGCGACCGACAUCGUUAAGAUGUUCCGGCAAAUUCGGGUUCACGAAAGUGAUUGGGACUUACAACGCAUUUUAUGGGUGGACGAGGGCGGGCGGGUCGUUCCAUUCCUUCUCACCACGGUCACUUACGGUACUCGGUCAGCACCAUUUCUCGCGGGACGGGCCCUGGAUCAACUGGUUACAGACGAGGGCGGGAAAUAUCCCGAAGCUGUCGCCCCUCUUACAAAGGGGCGAUAUGUGGACGAUAUUUACGGCGGUGCUGACCAGCUCGCAGAUCUCAUCACGCAAGCGGAGCAACUCAUCGGGAUUUGUACAGCGGGCUGCUUUCCUCUGGCCAAGUGGCAGAGCAAUCAUCCGGAGCUUCUCACGGCAGUCGGGGCGACCUCCUCAACGGAAAACGCUCGGGUAUUUGAAGAAUGUGAGACAAACGUCCUUGGUCUCGCAUGGCUUCCUCACACGGACGUGUUCAAAUUCACGGUUCACAAGUACACAGCCGGGGACGGGAUCACGAAACGCAUCAUUCUCUCGGAGAUCGCACAAUUAUACGAUCCAUUGGGUUUUCUCUCACCGGUAACGAUUCGGGCCAAAGUUCUCUUACAAAGGCUUUGGUUAGAAAAGUUAAAUUGA